Molecule: messenger RNA, 1227 nt
Organism: Laccaria bicolor S238N-H82
Lineage: Eukaryota; Fungi; Basidiomycota; Agaricomycetes; Agaricales; Hydnangiaceae
Exons: 5
Coding region: 1-1227 (408 amino acids)
Biological process (GO): positive regulation of catalytic activity
Cellular component (GO): fungal-type vacuole; cell periphery
Source: RefSeq, a predicted model, not a curated record
AUGUCCAGCUCUUCUCGCCACCAACCUCCUUCUAUUCCCUCAACCACAAGUCUAAACCAGUCCACUAGUCUACGCAGCGCACGUCGCCCACCACCUCCGGUCACCACAGUCGUUACUUCUCCUCCAUGGGCUCGCGACGAGCCUCCAUCACCUACAGAGAAAGCAGAUCACACUAUACAUGGCGCUCAUCCAGAAUUCCGUCAAUCAGAUAUUGCGUCACUCCAAUCCAAUGCCUCCAAUCCACCGUCUAGAUGGUGGACUUUUACCCACCCACGAGUACGCGACCCCUCCCUUGAUAUCGACACCGGCCCUCCUAGGCCCGUCAGGAGGAAUUUCAGGGAUCGCUCAAUGUCAUGGCUUCCCACUUCUGCGAGCGCACGUGAAGGAGCGUCUUUCACUCGUAAAGGGAAGGAAAAAGAGACCGAUCCUGGAGAGCAUAUCCCACCGGUUAUUCGCCUCCCAUCCGAGCCUUCCGCGCCAUAUACUUUAGCUCACGCCGUGACUCCUGGUUGGGAUAUACCAUGGUCCUCCCGUCUAGCAGCUCAGGGGCCGCUACGCAAUCAUGAGAACUCCUACCCGUUUGAGAAUGAAAAUGAUGAAGAUGAGGAAAGUAACAAGGAUGUUUCUCUUUGGGGCAAAAGGAAACGGCGGCUUCGUAAUUUCAUUCUAACCAACACAUAUGUACCACUGUUGUUCCGCUUUAUAAACAUUGCGUUUACGACCGCUGCCCUUGGCAUGGCCAUCCGAAUAAGAGAGAUCGAGUUCAAGCAUAAUGCAAUGGGAGCCGUAGGCAGCUCACCAACCGUAGUCAUCAUUUUCGCCCCCUUGACUCUUGUGCAUGUGAUGAUAGCGAUCUACCUCGAAUAUUUUGGCCGUCCAUUGGGGCUCUGGCGCACAUCUGCCAAACUGGCUCACACCCUGUCUGAAGUCUUAUUCAUCUGCGCAUGGUCUGCAGCACUCUCCCUGUGUUUCGAUAACUUCUUCACGUCUCUGAUUCCCUGUGCCUCGGUUUCGAGCACAGCUUGGUACAACAAACUUCCCCGACCUCCGAGUGACAUACCAAACAGCGAGGGUUUUAUUGGUGAUCGAAUAUGCGACGCCCAACUAUCAUUAAUCUGUCUCGUUGGCGUUGGACUCAUCGCAUACUGCAUGAACCUUGUGAUCAGUCUUUUUCGUGUCGUUGAAAAGGUUAAAUAUCAUCCUUCAACGUAUACUCCGACCACUUAG